Drosophila mojavensis is the source of this 1113-nucleotide messenger RNA. RefSeq lists its product as uncharacterized. Gene Ontology annotation, cellular component: mitochondrion. The record is from RefSeq and is a predicted model, not a curated record. The transcript has a single exon. NCBI's taxonomy places the organism in Eukaryota, Metazoa, Arthropoda, Insecta, Diptera, Drosophilidae. Bases 61 to 849 code for a protein of 262 amino acids.
UGUACUUAUUCAUAUAUAUUCCAAUUCGUAAAGGAAAUACUUUGUUUUCUAAACGAAAAGAUGUUCAGAUUUUUGAUAGCACCACAUUCAUUACGUUUUCUAUGCCGCAGGUCUUCGAGGAAUGAACUCAAUCAUAUGCGCAAACAAAGCAACAAACCCUCAAAUACACCACGCCCACCUAAAGAUCCGCCUGAUGAAGGCUAUGAGCCGCAAUGCGUUGCACAUGAUGGGAUUGAAGUGCCCGAGUUCAUAAAGCCGAAGGCCUACCGGCAAUUUUGUGGACCUGACGAACCUCUUGGCCCUGGAGCGGGCCUCAAUAAGAAGUACAAAAACGGCCAUUACUUCGGCUACCAUCGCUUCAGCUUUGUGGAGCUGCAGAAUCAGUCGGUGGGCUUGCGAGACGAGCGUCGCGCAUGUGGCGGUGCCCCAGUGCCAACAGAGGAGGAUGUGGAUGACGAAAAGCGGGACGACAAUUUAGAGUCAAUGAAGGAACAGGAGAAGAAAUGCGAAGAGCAGCUUGCCACUCAGGCGAAAGAGAAGAAAGUGGCUAGCAAAAAGGCUAAAGAGAAGAAGCUGGAAAAAAUGUGCGAAUUGCGGCGCCAGAAGGAGAAAGUAGCCAAAUCAAUUGAUAAAGAAAUCAGUAUUGUGUUAUCCGAUUGUGAAGAUAAGCUUGACAACAAUUCGUGUAAGUCAUUCGACUGCCAAGAAAUGGUCAAAGCAGCUGUGGAGAAGGCCAGGAAGAAUGCGAGCAAAAAAGACUCGGAUAAAAAGAAAGACGCAAAGGAAGCAGACAAAAAAUCUGACGAUAAGUCAAAAUGUGAAACAGAUAAAGGCGACAAGAAGCCAUAAGCAUAGACCAUCUACCCAAGAACACAACCAACUAACUAGCAAAGACACGGACACAGAAAACAUCGCUGCAGUAGCACACUAGGUGGGAGUCUUUGCUGUACGGGUACAGCUGUGUCACAAACCCCUAGCAUGUACAUAAAUGCAAGCAACUGCUCUCGAACUGUGGCAGUCAAAUAAAAUGUGAUUAUUUGGCCCUUGACUUUAUGCCUUCUUCUGCUCUUCAAAAUUUGACUUGUUAAUAAAUAGUAGAAUUUUUACAUUCAA